GUUUUUUACCCAAAUUUCCGAGCCAUAAAGUAUUCGUCUUUGCUCUGAACAAGCAGCAGGGUUGCGAAACUAUUUAAUUUUUCUGCGAGCUAGGGUUUUUGAGAAAUUGGGAAAUUUGAGGAAGAUCAGUGGUCGGAGAUGGCGGAGCUGUCGAUGGAAUCGCUGCCGUUGGGGUUCCGGUUCAGGCCCACGGACGAGGAGCUCAUCAACCACUACCUGCGGCUGAAGAUCAAUGGCCGUGAUUCUGAGGUCCGAGUCAUCCCGGAAAUCGACGUUUGCAGAUGGGAGCCUUGGGAUUUGCCAAAAUUAUCAGUGAUAAAGUCAGAUGAUCAAGAGUGGUUCUUCUUUUGCCCCCGGGAUAGGAAGUACCCAAAUGGCCAUCGGUCAAAUAGAGCCACUGAUGCUGGAUACUGGAAGGCCACAGGGAAGGACCGGACCAUAAAGUCCCGUCAGUGCAAGUCUGCUUCUAACAGCAAUGGCCAAGUUGGGAUGAAGAAGACGUUGGUUUUCUACAGAGGUCGUGCCCCUAAGGGGGAGCGCACCAGCUGGAUCAUGCACGAGUACCGUGCCACUCAAAAGGAACUCGAUGGCACUGGUCCGGGCCAGGGUGCCUUUGUUCUCUGUCGCUUGUUCCAUAAACCAGAAGAGAAGGCUGAUGUACCAAAGUAUGACGAAGUUGAACAAACUGGUUUAUCUCCUACCACAACUAAGUCAUCUCCUGAUGAGUCCUCAGAUAUAAUUCAGGAAACAGCUACAUCAGAGAUCCAAGGUGAAAAUCAGGCAGAAGGUAUCAUGAGGUGGUUGACUGAUAAUUCUGACAACGUGACCCCUGAUGCUCUCCCACCGCUACCUGACAUUUUUAUGGCCUCUGAUGUGGAAGAUCAAGGAGCAGUAGAAACGGGGAUCCAGGGCCAUCUGACAAUAGAAGAAAAUCCUGCAUUCUAUGAGUCUUUGGGCGGCCCGAUUGAUUGCAAAGUAUUCACACCGUUGCAUUCGCAGAUUAAUGCGGAGCUGGAACAUUUUAUGGGUUCACCUUUUACCAGUGACUUUGGCAAUUAUGAUAAUGGAUUGUAUUUUCAGGACGGCACAUGUGAACAGGAUGUAUCCCUCACAGAGUUGUUGGAUGAGUUCGGCAAUAGCCAUUAUGAGAGCUCUUGUGAGGAGUCAACAAGUCAGAAGAACUUGGUCGUUGGAAAUGAGACCUAUUUAUCUGGUAAUGCGUGCACCACGCUGCCAGUAAACUCGUGUUUCAAUGGUGCAUGGGAUAACACGGACGCCAAUAUCACCCAGCAUGAUCUGCAAAGGAUGGCAUCUGGCUUGUACAAUGAGCAAUUUGGUUCCGAUGAUUUGCAGAACACCUCAUUUGGUUAUUGGCAAGCUGAAGCCCAAGCAUCGCUUGAUGACCAAAAACCUAGAAUGGGAAAUAUGGCGGACGGUUAUUUAUCUGAAUGCUCAUUUGCUGAGCAAUUUCCUGUGAGUUCAGUCGAUGAUGGUUUGGAUGAUUCUACAAGUUGGAACCACGGUGUUGACCAUGUUGGUGGAACUGGAAUCAAGAUUAGGGCUCGUGGUCCUCAACUACAACCAAAUACAGAUAACUUUGUAUAUCAGGGCACUGCUGCAAGAAGAAUUUAUUUAUCAGUGGACCGUUCAUCUGGGUCAAAUACCAAUGGCAAUGAGGGCAAUGAAAACUACAGCAGGGAAGAAGAUGAAGUCCAAUCAACUAUUACACAGCCUAGAGAGGAUAUAGGGCAGAGUCCUACUUCUGAUGAACAGGAGGAAGAGCAUGCAAUAUUCAACGACAAAGAAGAAUUAUCCGGAAGGAAUAAUUCUAUUAACAAUGGUUGUGAUCCUGAUGGUAGAAGUAGAAUCAUGAUUAGGACUCGGCAGCCUCAACAACGAUCAAAUUCAGACAGUUCAGUAACUCAAGGCACUGCUCCUAGAAGGAUCCGUUUGCAGAUGAAUAUUUCAUCUGGGUCCAUUGCUGAUAGUAAUGUGAGAGACACAGAUGACGGGGGAGAAGAUGAAGUACAAUCAACUAAUACUGAGGCUAGAGAAGCAAUACAGCAGAGUCUGACCUCAGAUGAACAGGAGAAAGGGCAUGCAGAAAUCAAUAAUGAAGACUUGGCCACUAUGAAGAAUUCCGUCAGCUAUGGUUCUGAUGUUGGUAGAACUGGAAUCAAGACCAAGGCCCCCGAGCCUCAACAACCAUUAAGUUCAGAUGAUUUUGUAACUCAGGGCACUGCUCCUAGAAGAAUCGGUUUGCAGAUGAAAAGUUCACCUUGGUCAGUUGCUGAUAGCAAUGUGAGAGAUACAACCCCUGGUGAAGAAGAUAAUGUACAGUCAACUAUUCAUGAGGUCAAAGAAGCCAGAGAGAAGAUUUGUAAUUUCGAUGAGCAAGAUGCAGAGUCCCAUCUUUCGAAGUCAGACGUGAACAGGAAAAUAAUUGAUGAUUCACCAACAGAACUGGUUGAUGAGAGCAGUGGAACUGCUGGAGAAGCCCCAAGAAAAGUAAGGUUAAGGACAGCAAGGGACGAUGCAUUACCCAGCAACCAUAUCGGGAAGUCAAUGCCUUCAAAGACACUGCCUAAGGGCCACGGCCUGAGUCCUACAUUUGUUAUUUCGGUUGGUAUUCCUUUAGCUGUAACCCUGUUCGUUGCGUUUAGUGGGAUUUGGAUGACAUUUAGACCUUGACAUUGUUCGGAAGAUGCCAUAGGCGAUCCACGAUGUGUUUACUUUUAAGUUGAAACAGAUUAUUAGGCUUGUAAUUGCAUUAUCAUAUGUGCGUGCAGAUGUAACCUUAGAUGAGGUAAAUACUGACAUAGUUUGUAUUAUCAUUUCAUCUGUUUUUGA
Messenger RNA from Malus domestica (apple), 2850 nucleotides. RefSeq lists its product as uncharacterized. The record is from RefSeq and is marked predicted. Gene Ontology annotation, molecular function: DNA binding. NCBI's taxonomy places the organism in Eukaryota, Viridiplantae, Streptophyta, Magnoliopsida, Rosales, Rosaceae. Gene Ontology annotation, biological process: regulation of DNA-templated transcription.